GGAAAUUGUUUUUUAUUGAGCAACACUGUAUAAGGAUUCUCGGAGUUAGGGUAGGCGGGUGAUCGGCGUGUAUUAAGGGUCUUUGAUGUGAGAAAUGCAAGCGUAUUAAGUGGUUCAUUGCAGCAAGUUCUUUCUUCAUGUAAAUAUCUGCUUGCACCGCGAUGGCACCUGCGAAGGUGUUGUGUGAUAGCUAGACCAGUGAGGUUAUACUGGAAGGAAGCAGGUGGAAUAUCGUCCAGCUGCCAGUGUGAAAGGGGAGUCGAUCUCUUGUUGCCCUGGCUGGAUGCCGCGGGACACCUUCUCCGGGAGAGGUCCUGCAUCUCUACCUGCCGGGACCAUGACGGAACCUAAAGAUCACUGUCAGAAGCGCUUCCAGGCCGCCGUAGAUGUCAUCCAGAAGUUACCUAAAAACGGUGUCUACAGGCCCUCCUAUGAUGUCAUGCUACGCUUCUAUGGCCUGUACAAGCAGGCAGUAUGCGGUCCCUGCAGAAGAUCCCGGCCUGGGUUCUGGGACCCCGUUGGCCGCUACAAAUGGGAUGCUUGGAGUCGCCUGGGGGAAAUGAGUAGUGAGGCUGCCAUGACGGCAUAUGUGGAGGAGAUGAAGAAGGUGGCAGAAGAGGUGAUCAACAACAUUCCAGUGAAUGAGAAGACUGCUUCUCUGUUCCACUAUUUUGAGCCUCUGUAUCUUGUCAUCCAUGACAUGCCCCAACCACCAGAGGCACUACUGAGUCUCAGGGCAGAGCUGGAAGGGAGUGUUCAGACUGCCACUCCAGCAGACGCAGAGUUGCAAAAGACUGAAGAGGAGCCCCCAAGUAGACGAGAUGACUGUCCCAGGAAGGGCGGUGCUGUUCACGAACCUGCCUCCCCAGAAUACUUAGUGGCAACAAGUGAUUCUGAGAGCGAGAUCUUCUGUGAUUCAUUCGAGCAGCUGGAUCAGAAUAAGGCAACACAAGUGGGAGCUGGACAAGGUGGAGAAGGAGCAGGGGAAAGACAGGGUCCACCAAAGAAAGGCAAGAGUUUGGGCAGGGAACCACACCAUAGAUGGAGGGAAGAGAUGCGAGGCAGACCACAAGGCAGAAUGCAGCAUGCUUACGAGGGGGCCUCUGGAAAUGGAGAUGAAGAUGGGGACAGAUGGGAGGGUGGUCCAUCAGGACAGCGCGAGAUGCAGAUGCAGCAGGAGAUCAUCUUUGCUCUGCGACAGUUGCAGGAGGACAUGCGCAGUGUGAUGGAACGACUCGAGGUUGUGGAGAGGCUAACUGCUGCACAGACUCGGGGCAUGGAUUUGAGGUCUGCUGACCAUCUGUCAGCAAGUAGUACAGAGGAACGGUGGUGGUCACCAUUCAACAUGUCUUCCCGUGCAGCAUUGCUUCUGCUGCUUUGGCCCUGUGUUGUCCAUUGGCUGAUGUUCCUGUUGCGUCGGAGAUACAGAAAAUGUAACCCUGAGUUUUGAAGGCCACAAAUCAGAAUUUGGUGAAUUCUCUUAAUUGAUUUUCUGUAAGCUGGAGAAAAAUUCUGCAUAAUUUGUUUAACUGUUAGGUCUCAUUCUGUCCAUCUUUUAAUUUAUUACCAUAAUAUCAAAAACAAUAUUCCUUUAUAGUUAUGGAACCAGCAAAAGUAAAAAAAUGGUCUUCGAUAUGUUUUUAUAUAUAGUAGCUAUAACGAAGUUAACCUUCCACAAGUACUAAUGACGAUUUCCUGAUUCAACACUUCAGUCAUACAUUUUUGAGACAGAGAGGGCACCUAAUAUUUCUGAAUUUGUGGGUUGAUGAAGUUCUCAAACCUCAUUAAAAGCUGCAUAAGAUAUUUUGAAAGUACUUCGUUCUCUGCUGAUCAGUUAAUCUAAAAAACUGCUACAUUUAUACACCAAAGUUUGAGUUUGAUUGUUUUACUAAAACGUUUCAUAAGUUAACUAAGAUGUGCACAGAGUUGAAAUGUUUUGAUUUUUUCAGAAAGUUAAAUCUGUCAGGCUCCAAAAAGGCUCACGGAACAGAACUGGUUAAAUGAAGAACUAGGAAACAUGAAUGAUAUCAUUAUUUCACUUUCAGAUGUAAUACACCUGAUGAAACUUAAAAAUGGUAAAUUAUGAACUGAUGACAAAGAUGUAAUAAAAAUCGGCCUUGUUUAUAAACGUG
Molecule: messenger RNA, 2132 nt
Organism: Paramormyrops kingsleyae
Lineage: Eukaryota; Metazoa; Chordata; Actinopteri; Osteoglossiformes; Mormyridae
Gene: acbd4
Product: acyl-CoA binding domain containing 4
Biological process (GO): fatty acid metabolic process
Cellular component (GO): cytoplasm
Molecular function (GO): fatty-acyl-CoA binding
Source: RefSeq, a predicted model, not a curated record